UUCUUCAUAACCCUAGCGGUGAUGCGGAGCAUCGAUGGCUAGUAAAUAGCAUAGAUGCGGGACUUCUUUAUAUCUUGUCCUUUCGUGGCUGUCAGCAUUUGAUCAAAGGUUCUCUUGUGCAAGGCGGAAACCGACGUCACGGUGCAGGGAGGCCACUUCGGCACAACGCUCCAGACGGCUGCAUAUAGAGGACACCGAGAGGUCGUGACGCAGCUCCUCAAGGCGGGAGCCGACGUUACGGCGCAGGGAGGCCUCUACGGCACGGCGAUCCAGGCAGUUGCAGCUCAUAAUCACGAAAUGGUGGUCGAGCAGCUGCUAGCUUCUCAACGUGCACUCGAAAUUAUACGUGUAUAGUAAGAAAUCAAUCCGAGAAACCCCCCUGAAGAGCUUUCUAACUUCAUCAUCCGAGGGGAGGUCGCCCGAAAACGAGUAAAGAUUGCAAGAUGAGUCAGCUCCACGAAGGAUGAUCGACAAUGAUUCGGUUACAGUGGGUGUGGGACGGACUGGCCGUAGGAGGGUAUUCGUCGCACUUGGAAGCGUUACAGGUGUGUCUCCGGGAAUGUACGCACUGCUGACAGACUGCCGAGAAGUCAAAGAUCCGGGUCUUGCUAAGGUUGUGCCAGUAUCGAUAGAGAUAGAUUGGUUGGCAAAGAAGCUAGUGAUGUAAUCUAGCGGACCGAUUGUAUUAUGAGAUUUGUGACCGCGGAGUUCGUCUGGUGAGGAGGGUUUUCUGAAAACUUGCCUCUCUGCAGUGAGACCAGAAGACGUGAGACUUAUAAC
Molecule: messenger RNA, 780 nt
Organism: Eremomyces bilateralis CBS 781.70
Lineage: Eukaryota; Fungi; Ascomycota; Dothideomycetes; Eremomycetales; Eremomycetaceae
Exons: 1
Coding region: 464-667 (67 amino acids)
Source: RefSeq, a predicted model, not a curated record